AAACGUGAGCGAUUCGACGACUCUUCCGAUAGGGAGGGGGCGGUUUCUCUCUCGCUGGUACUCUCGUGCUUUCGCUUUUUCGAGUCCAGUGUGUUUCGCCACCCGAGAAACCCGUGUGCCUUGCGUUUGAACGUCAAGUGACAGAGAACUGACCUUAAUUCACAAGCACGAGUAUGGCCGCUCAAAGGGCAAUGUUUGUGAACAAACAGUUCAAUUCUCCAAUCAAUUUGUAUUCGCCACAAGCGAUACAAGAAACUUUGGAUAGGCAAACCCAUGUUUUGGCUAAUGGUGCAGUCGGAAUCGACUUCAACCAGUUAGCCAAGCCGGCGAAUCUACAAAACAGUGCGGUUCUACGAAUGCUCGAGGAGGAAGAGGCGAGGCAAAGAAGCGGUCAGCCAAGCCUUAAACGCGUGGCUUGGCCGCCACCUCCAGAGGAUCAGGACUUUGAUUUCAUAGAACAGGGACCAGUGCAAGCGAAGACCCGUGGAAUCGGUGAUCGCGCCUCGUACCAGAGCAGUCCCUCGUCAGGUUCGUCGCCUCAACCGCCCUCGACGAUCGCUCGUUCGUCGACUCAGAGUGCCGUCCCGUCGUCCCCGUCACCGGUUAGUCCUGGCGGAACUCUACGACAGCCUUCGCACUUUCAACAUCAUCCCGUGCAGAAGGGCUGGGCGCCGGUAACACCCCCUGCGACCUCCCCGAUAUCGCAACAACCGAUUCAUCCGGUUUCGUGGUCCGGACAACAGCAACAACCGAAUCACCUUCCUCAGCAACCCCUCCAAAACAAUUACUCGUCGCAACGACAACCGCAAAGUCAAGCGGCCCCAGCUGUAUUCGAAGCACCGCCAUCCACGAUCACACUUCGCCCGGAGCCUCCAAUCUCACAGGCACCAGCGCCAGUUUAUCAAGCUCAACCUGCCGCAACAAAGGCUCCAGUUAGUGGAAACAUGAGAGGAGACCUGAAAUGGCCACCGCCAUCGGUGAAAGCUCAAACGGAAGCCGAAAACAAAGCCAGGAUGGAUUUGGCAAAAGGACCUGCUGUCAGGCCUCGAAGAGUAAAUAAAGAUUAUAGCGGUUUCUUCGCUCAACACGCCUUGACCAAUACGUACCCUGGUUACCGAGCUCCGCCAGGCACUCAAUACUUCACCCCCUCCUAUCAACAUUAGCGAAUCUAUUUCACAAUUAUUUACCUCUUUCGAAACGUUGUCCUGAGCCUGAUUUUUUCACGAUAUUCGCGAAACGUAACGCAUAUUUGGAUUUUGUUAUUUUGAAAAUGAUACAGCUAUUUAAAGUUAAUCCGAAUCCCAAUUACGUUCUUCGCGAGGAUGUUUCGAUAAAAAGAAAGUCGCUCGGGACUGUUUUCGUUGGAUUUCGAAAUUUGUACACUGGAAAGAAGAAAGAGAACCAAAGAAAUGACCGAUUAACACAUUCACCUUUUGGUUUAGGUACUUUAGGACUUAGGACUGUACACGGGUUACAGGGUAACGUGUUUUCGCUUUUCCAGUUCUUCUAAUCCGAAUUGGCACGAUACUUUUUACGAGAUACGUUUGAAAUUUCAUCAAGGUUCUUCACAAACACUUUCUGUUCGGAUUUCGAAUUUCAACAUAACUUGUAUAUACAGAGACUGAUUGAACAAUUGCUUUUUAUCGCCGUUACUUUCAUUCAAGUGUAAAAUGCCAUUCGAUAAUGUAGCUUUAUAAACUUUUAUCGCGAACCUUAGUCAUCCCUUUGCACUCCUAACACCAGCUGUACUGUCUAGGCACUCAGAGGCGUACUGCUCAAAUACUUAGAGGCAUCGUACUCCAAGUAAUAAAAUAAAUGUAACAUUUCCCUUAAACUAUGUUAAUUCAUGUAUGCUUGCGUUUGGUUAAUAUAAAUUUUAAGUAUGUAGUCUAAAAAAUUGUCAAGAUAAUUUCGUGAUCAUUGAGUAACUCAUUAGUAGUUGAAUUAUUUGGAGUGCACAGGGUUAAUAUAUUUAAUGCCAAACGUUGACAUACGAACGAAAACUAACGCUUCUGACAAAAAAAGCUAUUUAUCUCGUGGAAGAGUGGUAACAUCUGAAGUAUGAGUUCUAGCGAAACAUUACGAUUAUUAAUAAUAAAAUCGCCGAGUUAAUACAAGAAUGUCUAUUAACGAAUAACGAAAAUCGAUGUCAUAAUCAUGAUCGAAUGAAAAUCGAACAAAAAUGUUGCGAAAGAUUGAAACGAAUAUAUGUCAUGACAUCGGAAAUAUUUUUGUAAAACGAUAGAGAUGACCAUGUGUCCAUUAAAUAACGGAACUUUUUAAUAAUGUAACAUACUGAUGUGUAUAAAUAAAGAAUAUCUACAAAUCUA
Hylaeus anthracinus is the source of this 2330-nucleotide messenger RNA. RefSeq lists its product as uncharacterized. NCBI's taxonomy places the organism in Eukaryota, Metazoa, Arthropoda, Insecta, Hymenoptera, Colletidae. The record is from RefSeq and is a predicted model, not a curated record. The transcript has 7 exons. The coding region runs from base 174 to 1163 and encodes 329 amino acids.